GUAUCCUAGUACUAAUAGGCCACUACCCAUCACAAUCUGUUCGUUCAACAUGACCAAAAAAUCUAAGGCUCUGGAGAAAUCUGCUAAGCAAGCCCAGGAACCUAGGUGUACCACGCAGUCGUCGUCCUCCAAAGAAAUGGUCCUUCCAAAUAUCUCCCCCAAACGUCAUCUUGCAUGUCGAGUGCUCCUAGACAAUCAGAUUCUUCUCAUUAACGAUUCUCUCUCAGUCGCGGAAUGUAAGGCGGUAGCGCAGUUUAUAGAUGACUUGCCUCUUGAACUUACGCCCCCAAAACGGCGCGGAGAGGCGGUAAGGGUAAACUAUCGAUAUAGUAUAACUUCUCCUUAUUUCGCUCAACGCAUGUACGAGUUGCUUGUUCCUCAUCUCCCGCUCUUUCCGCCACCAGCACCAGACAAGAGAUCUGGCUCUACUCUUCCCGCUCGAGAACCACACUCUUUCAACUCCAAUAUACGUUUCUAUAAGUAUACUCCCUCUCAGCACUUUGGCCCCCAUUACGACGAUUCCGUGCGAGAUGCUAUAACUGGUGCCAAAUCCGAAUGGACCCUCUUGAUCUAUCUGUCUGGCGUCGAGGAUGGUGUGCAGGGCGGCGAGACAAUCUUUUACAAGAACGAGAAAUGUAGGCGCGAUGAAACCACGGUUGCUCCUCUCAACCGAGGCACAGCUCUCUUGCAUCGGCACGGUCAGGACUGUCUGCUGCACGAAGGUUCCAAAGUGACCAAGGGAACGAAAUACGUCUUGCGGUCAGAUUUGAUGUUCAAGCCUUAGAACGACCCCAUGUACAGGCAGUGUUGCUUUGAUAGAAUGCUUCCCAUAAACACAUAACUGAUAAUAAUAACAUAGCCAGCAAGAAUAUACAAUCUUCUCGGCAACGCUCCAUCACUCGUACACUGUAUUAACAAUAAGAUUAAUCUUCGUCCUCGUCCGCCUCAUCAUCAGCGCCAACAGAUGCACCUCUGGCCAACCCCGCGCUGAUUGCUUCAAUCUCAUCCAGGUCCCGCUCCAAAUCCACUGGCUCGCAUCCCUCUUCCACAAUGCCCACACCGCCAGUGGAGUUCGUAAGGACAUCCCUCAACCUUCCAACUUCGCUCCUCAGAUGCCUAAUUUCCUCAUCCCUCCUCUCGACUCGCCCUUUUAACUGCCUGAUAAAGUCAUUACCACAUAUUAGCAAUUGCAGCUUGCUCACGCCCUUAUUGG
Guyanagaster necrorhizus is the source of this 1213-nucleotide messenger RNA. RefSeq lists its product as uncharacterized. The transcript is spliced from 6 exons. The record is from RefSeq and is a predicted model, not a curated record. The coding region runs from base 50 to 784 and encodes 244 amino acids. Gene Ontology annotation, molecular function: iron ion binding; procollagen-proline 4-dioxygenase activity; L-ascorbic acid binding. Gene Ontology annotation, biological process: peptidyl-proline hydroxylation to 4-hydroxy-L-proline. Gene Ontology annotation, cellular component: endoplasmic reticulum. NCBI's taxonomy places the organism in Eukaryota, Fungi, Basidiomycota, Agaricomycetes, Agaricales, Physalacriaceae.